AUGAUGUUUGAUUUAUUGUUGAAGCCAAAGUUCUAUUCAAAAUGUAAAUCGGCAUUGAGGAUUAAUAAGGUGAGGCUUGAGACUAUAAAGAAGAAGAGAAAUGCGGUGGAGAACUUUUUGAAGAAAGACAUUGCUGAUCUUCUGAAGAACGAUCUUGAUUACAAUGCUUAUGGAAGGGCUGAAGGUCUCAUGAUUGAGCAAAACCGAACCGCCUGUUACAAAUUCAUAGAGCAGUUUUCUCAGUGCAUCUCAAAGCACGUCUCUCUUAUGCAAAAACAGAGUGAGUUCCCCGAGGAAUGCAGAGAAGCGGUAGCAUCUCUCAUAUAUGCCGCAGCCCGAUUUGCCGGAACUACGCACCCUUAG
This is a messenger RNA of Hibiscus syriacus, 363 nucleotides long. RefSeq lists its product as uncharacterized. Gene Ontology annotation, biological process: protein transport. The transcript is spliced from 4 exons. The coding region runs from base 1 to 363 and encodes 120 amino acids. Lineage: Eukaryota; Viridiplantae; Streptophyta; Magnoliopsida; Malvales; Malvaceae. The record is from RefSeq and is a predicted model, not a curated record.